Messenger RNA from Adineta steineri, 3000 nucleotides. The record is from the annotation of a GenBank genome assembly. Lineage: Eukaryota; Metazoa; Rotifera; Eurotatoria; Adinetida; Adinetidae.
AUGUGGACAUCACAGAGUAGUACGGAUUAUAAUUCCAAUGACCGUUCGGCUCAUUCUGUUUCGCAACCGAUUAAUAUGCCAAAUCGACCAUCGGAUUUAACCGCAGGUUAUGUUGAUCAACAUAGUGCUGUUUUUUCACCUAAAUCAACGGAUCCAACUAAUCUCGGUGUUAAUAUGUGUAUGAAUAUAUUAGACGGUGAUAACUCACCACGUGUUAAAGAUAGCACAAUUAAAGAUGUUUCACAACGUUUACAAAAUAUGAAAAUUUAUACUGACAGUGAUAAUGAUAAAAAACCACUUGAUAAUUCAACUGAUUUUCAUGUCGAUGAUGGUAAAUCUGAUGAGACAAUAGGUGAUAAUGUACUACCAAAUACAAGUCGUAAACAAUCGCCACAUUCAUCUCCUGGUCAUAUUAAUAAUGACUUAACAAAUGGUAUAACAAAUGAAAAUCUUUCAUCAAAUGAUCAAAUAGGUCCUAAUAAUGAUACAAACGAUAGUGGAAUGCCUUCAGGACAUUCAAUGAUAAACGGUAUGCCAACAGCAUCAGUGCCAAUACCAUUUCAACGAAUACCAACAAAUGAUCAUCAACAGCAACAACAACAACAACAACAGAUGUUACUUUAUCAACAACAGCAGCAGCAACAACAACAACAACAACAACAACAGCAGCAGCAACAGCAACAGCAAGCUUAUCAAGCACAAUUUCAAAUGCUUCAACAUCCGGCAGCUCAUUAUGAAAUGGAUCCACGUUCAUCAAAUUUUCAACCGUUUGAUUAUACAUUAAUUCAACCACAGUCAUAUGAGAGUCAAUCAAUUAUUUCAGCUUUUAAUCCACAAGCAUCAGGUGGAAAUCAACAGGAUGCACAAUUAGCUAAUCUAGCUCAAGGGUCACUUAUGUCAUGGUUACCAACAAGUGUUGCUGCACAACAACAAUCGGCUAAUCAACAAACACCAUAUGGUUCAUCAUCAAAUCAAUACAUACUUAAUAGUAAUCAAGAAAAUUAUUUACAAUCAUUAGCAAAUUUUCAACAACCUCAAGCUACACAUCCAUCGUAUCAACCGCAGUAUUGGUCAGCCGUACCAACUACUCUUAUGUUUUCUGCUCCACCACCGCAAACAAUAUUAGCACAACAACAGACGUUAAAUAACGAACAACAUUCACCACAAUCGAAAACUAAUAAUAAUAAUCGACCAUUAACACCGUCGAAUUCAAAUGAUUUAUUAAAUUCAUCACAAUCAAAUCAACAACAAUAUAUUAACAUGCCUGGUGCUACACAAACAGCAGUUAAUUUUCCAUUUUUUGCCGCUGCUUCACCAACAUUUCUUGAUCCAAAUCUAAUGAUGCAAAAUUCCAGACCACCAAAUGGAUCACCUGGAAUUCGUAUGUAUCAACAACAAGUACCAAUUCCAAUUAAUACAAAUAAUCAAGGUGGUCUUUAUGGUAGUCCAGUUGCAAGUUCACUCUCAAGUUCAUUUAAUGAUGUUUAUACUGUUCCAAAUCAACGACGUGAUGGUUCAAUAGCCGAUUUUUCACGUUAUCCAGGUGAUCUUCGUUUAUCUAAACAAGGACAACAACAACAAACUCCGUUAUAUCAUGGUCAAAUUGGAGGUUUACCACCAUCACCUGCAUAUAAUAAUUUAAUACCUUCGAUGACUCCACCACCAACAUCAAAUACAGCAAAUUUUGAUGGAAUGUUUAAUGCUCGAUUUUUUCCACCAAAUAAUCAAUCAAAUAAUGGUUCACAACAACAAAUUAUUAAUGGUAAUGAUAUGUAUGUUGGCCGUCGUAGUGUUGGUAGUAUAAGUGGAGCAAUGCCAAGUUUUUAUCCUCCUAAUGUAUUUGGUGGCAAUGGAAAUAAUACAAAUAAUUUAAGUGGAAAUGGUAAUGCUCGUGAUACCAAUGUUAAUCGAAGUAAAUUAUUAGAUGAUUUCCGUAAUAGUCGAAUGCCAAAUUUACAAUUACGUGAUGUAAUUAAUCAUUUUACGGAAUUUUCAAUGGAUCAACAUGGUUCAAGAUUUAUUCAACAAAAACUUGAACGUGCAACAAAUACAGAAAAAGAUAUGGUUUUUAAAGAAAUUCUUCCUAAUGCACCUCAAUUAAUGACUGAUGUUUUUGGAAAUUAUGUUAUUCAAAAAUUUUUUGAAUUUGGUACAUCAGAACAUAAGGCAUAUUUAGCUCAACGUAUACGUGGAAAUGUUCUAUCACUUGCAUUACAAAUGUAUGGUUGUCGUGUAAUACAAAAAGCUGUUGAAACUUUACCACCAGAGUAUCAAAGUCAAAUAUCUCGAGAAUUAGAAGGUAAUGUUGUUAAAUGUAUUGAAGAUCAAAAUGGUAAUCAUGUUAUACAAAAAUGCAUUGAAUGUUGCUCAAGUGAAAGUAUUGAAUUUAUUAUACGAGAUGUUACAAGACAAGUUUUUUCACUAUCGGCACACCCAUAUGGUUGUCGGGUUAUACAACGUAUACUUGAAAAUUGUAAAGAAUCCCAAACACGACCUAUACUUGAUAUUUUAUAUAAUGAAUUAGAAAAUCUUGUUCAAGAUCAAUAUGGAAAUUACGUUAUUCAACAUGUAUUAGAACAUGGUAAAGUUGAAGAUCGCAGCAGAAUUAUAAGUGCGAUAACUGGUCGUGUACUUUCAUUAUCUCAACAUAAGUUUGCAAGUAAUGUUGUGGAAAAAUGUGUAACCUAUGCAACAAGAGAUGAAAAAAGACAACUGAUUGAUGAAGUUGUUUCGUUUGGUGAUGGGCCUAAUUGUGCUUUACUGACAAUGAUGAAAGAUCAAUUUGCUAAUUAUGUUGUUCAAAAAAUGAUCGAUGUUGCUGAACCAGCUCAAAGAAAAACUUUAUUAACAAAAGUUCGUCCACAUAUACAAUCACUUCGUAAAUUCACCUAUGGUAAACAUAUAAUAACAAAACUUGAAAAAUAUCUAAGUAAAAGUUCGGAUAUGGGUCCUCCUCUAUCAGCAUCAAAUUCAAAUGGUUUAUCACAUUAUGACAAUUAA